Molecule: messenger RNA, 1702 nt
Organism: Cygnus atratus (black swan)
Lineage: Eukaryota; Metazoa; Chordata; Aves; Anseriformes; Anatidae
Gene: SLC61A1
Product: major facilitator superfamily domain containing 5
Exons: 2
Coding region: 112-1470 (452 amino acids)
Biological process (GO): molybdate ion transport
Cellular component (GO): membrane
Molecular function (GO): molybdate ion transmembrane transporter activity
Source: RefSeq, a predicted model, not a curated record
AGGGCCCUCCUCACGUGACGCGCGCCAAGAUGGCGGCGCCCGCGGAGGCUGCCGGCGCCAAGCGGAAGCGGAAGUGGCCGCCCCCGGGAUGCCCGCGGGGCCGGGUGCGCCAUGCUGCUCGCCGCCUACGCCGCCCUCGCCCUGCUGCUGGCAGCGGCGCUGGGGCUGGAGCUGGCCGCCCGCCGCUCGCGCCCCCCUGCUGCCGCCCCCCCCGGCGCCAACCCGGCCUUCGCCCGCUUCCAGCGGGGCUUCCUGCGUGGCUACCUGCCCGCACUGGCUGCCGACUGGCUGCAGGGGCCGUACCUGUACAAGCUGUACCAGCACUACGGCUUCGUGGAGGCGCAGAUCGCCGCGCUCUACGUCUGCGGCUUCGCCUCCAGCGUCCUCUUCGGACCCGUGGCCGCCUUGCUGGUGGACGCGCUGGGCCGCCGGGCGUCGUGCGUGCUCUUCUCGCUGACCUACUCGGCCUGCUGCCUCACCAAGCUGUCCCGUGACUACCUGGUGCUGGCGGCAGGGAGGGUGCUGGGCGGGCUGUCCACGGCGCUGCUCUUCUGCGCCUUCGAGGCCUGGUACGUCCACGAGCAUGUGGAGCACCACGACUUCCCGGCAGAGUGGGUGCCCGCCACCUUCUCGCGGGCGGCCUUCUGGAACCACGUGGUGGCCGUGGGGGCCGGGGUGGUGGCCAACGCUGCCGCCGAGUGGCUGGGGCUGGGCCCGGUGGCACCCUUCGUGGCGUCCAUCCCGCUGCUGGUGCUGGCGGGCGCCGUGGCCUUGAAGGACUGGGACGAGAACUACGGCAAGAAGCGGGCGCUCGCCAAGACCUGCGCGGACGGCCUGCGGCGCCUGCUGGUGGACCGGCGCGUGCUGCUGCUGGGCACCGUCCAGGCGCUCUUCGAGAGCGUCAUCUACAUCUUCGUCUUCCUCUGGACGCCCGUGCUGGACCCCCACGGGCCGCCGCUGGGCAUCGUCUUCUCCAGCUUCAUGGCGGCCAGCAUGGUGGGCGCCUCGCUGUAUCGCCUGGCCGUCUCCCCGAGGUACCGCCUGCAGCCCGUCCACGUGCUCUCGCUCUCCGUCCUCGUGGGCUUCUUCUCCCUCUUCAUGCUCACCUUCUCCACCAACCCCGGCCAGGAGAGCCCGGCUGAGUCCUUCGUGGCCUUCCUGCUCCUCGAGCUCUCCUGCGGGCUCUACUUCCCCGCCAUGGGCUUCCUGCGGCGCAAGGCGAUCCCGGAGAAGGACCGGCCAGGGGUGACGAACUGGUGUCGAGUCCCGCUCAACCUGCUGGCCUGCCUGGGGCUGCUGCUGCUGCACGGCGCCGACCGCGGGUCCGGCACCCGCAGCAUCUUCUCCGCCUGCUGCGGCCUCAUGCUGCUGGCGCUGCUCGCCGUCGUCGGCCUCUUCUCUGUUGUCCGCCACGAUGCUGAGCUCCGGCUGCCAGCCCCGCAGGGCCAGCCUGAUGCCCCUGAGCUGUGACGCAGGAGGGGGCCCCGGGGGUGCCGCUGGGGCCCCAGCGCGUGGUGUGGUGGCCCAGGGGGGAAGCCCGCCCGGCUGGUGACCCCCAUGGCACCCCCCACCCUCGCGUCCUGCUGGGGACGGCGCUGGAAGCACACGGGGACGGAGCGCCGCAGGGUGAGUGCCCCCUGUGCAGCCCCGCACCCCUCAUCUUCCCUUUUUCUAAAGAAAAUAAAGCGUUCCCGCAAGUGCU